Molecule: messenger RNA, 960 nt
Organism: Rotaria sp. Silwood2
Lineage: Eukaryota; Metazoa; Rotifera; Eurotatoria; Philodinida; Philodinidae
Source: the annotation of a GenBank genome assembly
AUGUCAAAUCUUGAAUCGCCAACAACUGAAAAGUUAGAUGAAUAUUUAUUUGAAUAUUUUCAAUUGAUUUUUUCAAUACUUAGUUUAACUCACCAUGAUCAUCAUGAUAUUGAUGAUGAUGAUGAUCAAGUAAAUUCAUCACAUAAAAUAAUUCCAACUACUCAUGAACCAACUGCAUCAGAAGACAACAAACCAGAUACUCAAUCGUCAAAAGCAUCUUCAACAGCAGACAUAAAUCAGUCAAACAUUUCCAACAUUGAUGUACUAAGUUUGAUUCAAAAUGAUUUAAAAAAAUAUGUAAAUACACCAAUUCCAAAAGAUUAUUCAGAUUUUGUUCGAUGUCAUGUAAAACGUGUCAAAGAAGGUCUUACAAAAGGUUUUGAAACAGUAUUUACUUUGUAUUUCGACGGGCAAAAUGAAAAUAAUCAAACCUUACUGCUGAGUGCACGAAAACAUAUAACAAUUGGUGGACAUGCAGAAUAUUUCAUUGGAAUUGAUUUCGAAAAUCCAUCAAAAAAUCUAAAUGAUGGAAAUUCACUAGCAACAUUAAAAGGUAUUAACAUUAUGGGUAGUGAAUACGUACUUUAUGAUCAUCAAAAUUCUUCAACUAAUGAACACAAUAAACAUCAAUCAGCUGCCAUUAUUUAUGCAGGAGAAACAAUUAUUGAUGAAUGGCGAUCUGGAAAUUCAAUUGAUUUAAUUCAAAUGGAAAAUAAAGCACCAAUCUAUGAUGAGAAAUCUAAAACGUUUAGCCUUAAAUUACAUGACAGUCGUAUAAGACUACCAUCACAUAAGAAUUUCCAACUAAUUGCUUCAAAUGAUAAUCAUGACGGUAAUGCUGUUAUGCAGUUUGGUCGUAUUGAUGAUAAUAAUUUUGCUCUCGACUAUCGACAUCCUCUUACGGCCAUUCAAGCUUUUGCCAUUGCAUUAAGCUCUUUUCAUAAUCGGUUCCAUUCUUAA